Molecule: messenger RNA, 3556 nt
Organism: Nothoprocta perdicaria
Lineage: Eukaryota; Metazoa; Chordata; Aves; Tinamiformes; Tinamidae
Gene: SEC23A
Product: Sec23 homolog A, coat complex II component
Exons: 20
Coding region: 81-2378 (765 amino acids)
Biological process (GO): COPII-coated vesicle cargo loading; intracellular protein transport; COPII-coated vesicle budding
Cellular component (GO): COPII vesicle coat; endoplasmic reticulum exit site
Molecular function (GO): zinc ion binding; GTPase activator activity
Source: RefSeq, a predicted model, not a curated record
GACACGUAGUGGAAAAAAAAAUACAAAAAGGAGAGGCCGCGCGCAGCCCGUCGAGACAGUGAUAAAUAGAGAAGCUGACCAUGACAACCUUCCUGGAAUUUAUCCAGCAGAAUGAAGACAGAGAUGGAGUUAGAUUCAGCUGGAAUGUUUGGCCUUCAAGUCGUCUUGAAGCCACCAGAAUGGUGGUCCCAGUGGCUGCUCUCUUCACGCCACUGAAGGAACGGCCAGACUUGCCUCCUAUUCAGUAUGAGCCAGUCCUGUGCAGUAGAACCACAUGUCGAGCYGUUCUGAAUCCCUUAUGCCAAGUGGAUUAUCGAGCAAAACUCUGGGCUUGCAACUUUUGUUAUCAAAGAAAUCAGUUUCCUCCCACUUAUGCUGGCAUAUCUGAAAUGAAUCAACCGGCCGAACUUUUACCUCAGUUYUCUAGCAUUGAAUAUGUAGUGCAGCGUGGUCCUCAGAUGCCUUUAAUAUUUCUUUACGUUGUGGACACGUGCAUGGAAGAUGAAGAUCUGCAGGCUCUAAAGGAAUCCAUGCAAAUGUCGCUGAGUCUUUUGCCACCAACUGCAUUAGUGGGUCUGAUCACCUUUGGCCGAAUGGUGCAAGUUCAUGAGCUUGGCUGUGAAGGAAUUUCUAAAAGUUAUGUCUUCAGGGGAACAAAAGACCUCUCUGCAAAACAGCUUCAGGAAAUGUUAGGUCUAACGAAAGUAGCUGUUUCACAAGUUGGCAGGGGUCCCCAGGUGCAGCAGCCACCACCUUCUAACAGGUUUUUGCAGCCUGUGCAGAAAAUUGAUAUGAAUCUUACUGAUCUUCUGGGUGAACUGCAACGGGAUCCAUGGCCUGUUCCACAAGGGAAAAGGCCCUUGCGUUCCUCUGGAGUGGCUCUUUCUAUAGCUGUAGGGCUUCUUGAGUGCACUUUUCCUAAUACCGGUGCUCGUAUAAUGAUGUUCAUUGGAGGACCGGCCACACAGGGACCUGGAAUGGUUGUAGGGGAUGAAUUGAAGUUACCCAUAAGAUCAUGGCAUGACAUUGAAAAAGACAACGCUAAAUAUGUUAAGAAGGGUACUAAGCAUUUUGAAGCCCUGGCUAAUCGGGCUGCAACAAAUGGUCACGUUAUUGACAUAUAUGCAUGUGCUUUGGAUCAGACGGGUCUGCUGGAGAUGAAGUGUUGUCCCAACUACACUGGAGGCUACAUGGUAAUGGGGGAUUCUUUCAAUACAUCUUUGUUCAAACAAACCUUUCAGAGAGUAUUCACAAAAGAUAUGCAAGGACAGUUUAAAAUGGGAUUUGGUGGCACAUUAGAAAUAAAGACUUCAAGAGAAGUAAAGAUUUCCGGAGCUAUUGGACCUUGUGUGUCUCUCAACUCCAAAGGACCAUGUGUAUCAGAAAAUGAAAUUGGAACAGGAGGUACUUGCCAGUGGAAGAUCUGCGGACUUAAUCCCACUACCACGCUUGCCCUGUACUUUGAAGUGGUCAAUCAGCACAAUGCUCCGAUUCCUCAGGGAGGACGUGGUGCAAUCCAGUUUGUGACUCAGUACCAGCAUUCUAGUGGACAGAGGCGUAUCAGGGUGACAACAGUUGCCAGAAACUGGGCAGACGCACAGACACAGAUCCAGAACAUUGCUGCAUCCUUUGACCAGGAAGCUGCUGCCAUUCUCAUGGCCAGAUUGGCCGUGUAUAGGGCAGAAACAGAGGAAGGGCCUGACGUGCUGAGGUGGUUGGACAGACAACUUAUACGCCUGUGUCAGAAAUUUGGAGAAUAUCAUAAGGAUGAUCCAAGCUCUUUCAGAUUUUCAGAAACCUUUUCACUUUAUCCGCAGUUCAUGUUUCACUUGAGAAGGUCUCCUUUCUUGCAAGUUUUUAACAACAGUCCAGAUGAGAGCUCAUACUAUCGUCAUCAUUUUAUGCGUCAGGAUUUAACGCAAUCUCUUAUCAUGGUUCAGCCAAUUCUCUAUGCCUACUCCUUCAAUGGACCUCCAGAGCCUGUUCUUCUAGAUAGCAGCAGUAUUUUACCAGAUCGCAUUCUUCUUAUGGACACCUUUUUCCAGAUCCUUAUUUAUCAUGGAGAGACUAUAGCCCAGUGGCGUAAAUCAGGUUACCAAGACAUGCCAGAAUAUGAGAACUUCCAUCACUUGCUGCAAGCUCCAAUAGACGAUGCUCAGGAAAUUCUCCAUUCCAGAUUCCCAAUGCCCAGAUACAUUGAUACAGAGCAUGGAGGAAGCCAGGCUCGUUUCCUGCUUUCAAAAGUAAAUCCAUCUCAGACUCAUAACAAUAUGUAUGCAUGGGGACAGGAGUCUGGAGCACCCAUUCUUACAGAUGAUGUCAGCUUGCAAGUAUUUAUGGAUCAUCUGAAGAAACUUGCUGUCUCUAGUGCUGCCUGAGCUUUUGCUGUGAAUCAAAGGCACAGAGAAGCUGGAGCCAAAUUUUGUCUUUUUCUCCUUCACCCUUUUUCAUGUCUCUCUUGACAGAAUGCUCUGAUAUGCACAAGCUGCCUGACUAAAUUUAAAGCAGUGUUGUUUUCAAAGAAAAGCUUCCGUUAUCAGCAAUGUUUUAAUGUAAACUGCAGUGUGUAAAAGAGACGGGUAGUAGAUUAAAUUAGAUAAUAAUUGGAGAAAAAAGAGCAGUCAUUUUGGUUACUGUGAUACUAAUUGCCAUGAAAACAAUUGUAACAACGUUGAAAUGUGAAUUCUCCUUCCUUUUUAAGUGGAUGAGGCUGAUUCUGCUUUGCACUAGAAUGGCACAUUGAACAAUAAAGGAAAUCUUUGGUGACACCAGGUUUUCUAGACUGCCAUAUGACUACUUUUGUUUACUUACAGUUUGAGCAAGAAAUGGACAAAGUAGCAGCAAAAAAAAAAAAAUCUGCAAUGGUCAUUUUUUGUUUAUGUGUUGUUGUUCUAGGACUAUUUAGUUUCAAGUAUUUCUUAUUCGCUUUCACCCUACUUGAUUCUUUGGGAGCAGAUUUUUUCUUACUCUCUACGUAAAGAAUUUGAAUAGGAAAAAAGUAACAACAAACAAAAAAAGUGUUACUAUACAAAAUUUAGAAUUCAUGUGUUGUAUUUUUUGACAAAAGUAUCUGUUAUCAGGAAAAAAACCUAAGAUGAAUAUAUUCCAAAAUUAAUAUUUUUAGCUUGAGCUCUAGAGAAACCAAACACUUCCAGAAUGAACUGACUGAAGUACAGCCUUUAAGUUUUCUUUUUUGUCUAUGAGUAUACUUCUAAAAACCAUACUUAACAUAUUUACCUUUUUGAUGCCUUACAACGUCAUUACACUAAUGCAUGAAACUGCACAUAGGCUUUUUCUUUCGACUUCCUUUUUGUUAUGGAUUCAACAGGCUUCUGUUCUUGUUGAAACAGUAUUAUAUAGAUUAUGCUGUAACUGAUUUGUUACUUGGUGAUUACCUGACUUUUUGAGGGUAAAUUAUUAGGCUUUCCCAUUUACUCUUUGAAGUUUACACAUGCAGCAGAUGUUUACGUAGGUAAUACGACAUUUUAAUGAGUACAGAUAUGAAAUGUGGUAUUGGGUAAUAAAAAAUUGUGCCAAGUCUGAAACAAGAAAGAGA